CCUCACUCUGGAGCACUACAUCCUCCUGUUCCGCAGGGGGCGCUCGUUAGAUGCAUGGAUGGUGUGACAAAAAGGGAAGGGUGGCUUUCCACUUUACAGUAUUAUGAAUGAAAGUCUGUUCUUUGAUUUUUAGCCCUGAAGUAGUUAAUAUCAAACAUUAUCAAUAAGCAUCUGAAAAGGAGCUGAACUAAGCUCGUAUAAAUUAGUUCAAGAUGUCUGCGAGUGCAGUGUAUGUCUUGGAUUUGAAAGGAAAGGUCCUGGUGUGCCGAAAUUACCGGGGGGAUGUGGACAUGUCUGAGAUUGAGCACUUCAUGACCCUUCUGAUGGACAAAGAGGAGGAGGGGACCCUCUCUCCAAUCCUGGCCCAUGGGGGAGUCCGUUUUAUGUGGAUCAAACACAAUAACCUCUACUUGGUCGCAACAUCCAAGAAAAACGCUAGCGUCUCGCUGGUCUUCUCCUUCUUGUACAAAAUUGUCCAGGUUUUUUCAGAGUAUUUCAAAGAAUUGGAGGAAGAGAGCAUUAGAGAUAACUUUGUCAUCAUAUACGAGCUGAUGGAUGAGCUGAUGGACUUUGGCUAUCCUCAGACCACCGACAGCAAAAUUCUGCAGGAAUACAUAACCCAGGAGGGACACAAGCUAGACACCGGCGCCCCGCGACCCCCCGCCACAGUCACCAAUGCUGUCUCUUGGAGGUCAGAGGGCAUCAAGUACAGGAAGAAUGAGGUCUUCCUGGACGUCAUUGAGUCAGUCAACCUCCUGGUUAGUGCCAAUGGUAACGUUCUACGUAGUGAGAUCGUUGGCUCCAUUAAGAUGCGUGUCUUCCUGUCUGGAAUGCCUGAGUUGCGGCUGGGCCUCAACGACAAGGUUCUGUUUGAAAACACUGGAAGAGGAAAGAGUAAAUCGGUAGAGCUGGAAGAUGUGAAGUUUCACCAGUGUGUCCGUCUGUCUCGCUUUGAGAACGACCGCACCAUCUCCUUCAUUCCUCCUGAUGGAGAGUUUGAGCUCAUGUCCUACCGCCUCAACACUCACGUGAAGCCCUUAAUCUGGAUUGAAUCUGUCAUUGAGAAGCACUCCCACAGUCGGAUCGAGUACAUGAUCAAGGCGAAGAGUCAGUUCAAAAGGCGUUCCACGGCCAACAACGUGGAGAUCCACAUUCCUGUGCCAACGGACGCUGACUCACCCAAAUUCAAGACCACAGUGGGCAGCGUAAAGUGGGUGCCUGAGAACAGCGAGAUCGUCUGGUCAAUCAAGUCCUUCCCUGGUGGAAAGGAGUAUUUGAUGCGAGCCCACUUCGGUCUGCCAAGUGUAGAGGCGGAAGACAAGGAGGGGAAGCCACCAAUUAGUGUCAAGUUUGAGAUCCCAUACUUCACCACCUCAGGCAUCCAGGUGCGUUACCUGAAGAUCAUUGAGAAGAGUGGAUAUCAGGCCCUGCCGUGGGUGCGCUACAUCACCCAAAAUGGAGAUUACCAGCUCCGGACCCAGUAGGCAGCGCAUCAGCCGGCAGUAGGCAGGUGGAAACCCGAGGGGGCGGAGUGGAGCCGCUAAUGCGUUAUCAAUGGCAGGUGUCAGUCAUAAGACCAGAAGACUGUCUUUUUGUUUGUUUUUGUUUUUUUAGUAUUUUUUGAAGUUAUAUUGAUUUCUGAUCAAUGCAAAAAUUAGAUGGAGCCUUCAGUUAGGUAAAGUUUAAAAAAAAAAAAAAAAUCUUUUACUACUGUGUGGCUCCUAAUGUGAAUGAGGCCAAGGAAAGCAGGAGUAAUGUUUACAUCUAGGACAUAUAGUGCAGAGAUGUACACAAUCUAUCACAAUGGGUCAAAUGAUUUAGAGGAGUAUGUUACAAUUCUCAUUUAAAGUUACUGUAAUCACAUCCACACAGGUUAAUGACUCUCCGGUCAGUCUGAGUAGGAUAUUUUUUUGAUACGAAGCUGCUUUGUUCUGCCACAAUUCCUAUUUGUUGAUUAUCUGUAUAUAUUUGUUACAUGUUAAUGAACUUCAAUCCAGUGUUAUUUGUUCAAUAAUUGUACAUUGAAAAGCAAAAUUCUCUUUUUUUUUCUAGUAUUAUCACCUCCAUGUGAUGCCAUUGAUACAUGCCAGAGCAAUGCCCUCCUGCAUGGCUGUUGUGCUGUUUGACUCCUCUGACAUUCAGCUUUGCAGUAAACAUGAAGUUUAAUUUGCACCGUAAACAGAAUACCAGUUAAAAAUCCCUCUUUUCCACCCCGACACCUGUUUCCCUUUUCCCUGUCUGUAACCACACACAUUUUAAAUCAUUAAAUGUCUAUUUAGAGAAAAGUGUU
This is a messenger RNA of Sander lucioperca (pikeperch), 2290 nucleotides long. RefSeq names its product adaptor related protein complex 1 subunit mu 1 (gene ap1m1). The coding region runs from base 213 to 1484 and encodes 423 amino acids. Gene Ontology annotation, biological process: intracellular protein transport; vesicle-mediated transport. The transcript is spliced from 12 exons. Gene Ontology annotation, molecular function: clathrin-cargo adaptor activity. The record is from RefSeq and is a predicted model, not a curated record. Lineage: Eukaryota; Metazoa; Chordata; Actinopteri; Perciformes; Percidae. Gene Ontology annotation, cellular component: clathrin adaptor complex; clathrin-coated vesicle.